AUGAAGCUGCUCGGGAACAGGAAGAGCAAGAAGCAGAAGCUCAGUCUAAAGUACAAUAUCCAGAAGCGCAUCCGUGAACACAAACGACGAGUCAAGAAGGAAGCCAAAAAGCUUGGAUUGAAAAAGCGGAUCAGAAAAGAUCCUGGUAUCCCCAACAGCCUGCCAUGGAAGGGUGAGCUUUUGGCAGAGAUCGAAGUGAAGAAGGCGAAGAAGGAAGAAGAACUUGCCAAGAAGAAGCAGGAGGUCAAGGAGAAAAACAAGCUUGACCGGCAACAGCAGCGAAAGGAUGCAGAGGAGAUGCAGCGGAAGAAGGAGUCCGAGCGGCGGAAGAAGCGCGCGGAAGACGUGCUAAUGGCUCAGCUGGAGGCGCUGCAAAGGAUGCUGCAGAAAGCGGACAUCCUGCUGAUAACUUUAGAUGCCAGAGAUCCACUUCACUGCAGAUGUGCGGAGUUGGAAGCCUGGGUCAAACAGAAUCAAAAGCGCCUGAUCUUUGUCCUGACAAAGGUUGACUUAAUUGUACCUCAACAAGCUGCGGACUGGCAACAUGCACUUGGCCAGGUCGGUCCAGCAGCUUGUGUCCAGGUCGAAGCGGGUGGUGAAGGAGUUAAGGAGUUGCUUCACAUGCUGGGUGCUCGCAAGUCCAGUGAGGGCGAGGGCCCAACUGUCGGCGUUCUAGGCUACGAAGGCACUGGCAAGAAGUCGCUGCUGAAGGCCCUGCGCCGCGAAGCCGCCGGGGCGACGUCGCCACAGCUCGUGGAGUCGGUGGGACGCCUGAGACCUGCAGAGGACCCUGAGGGCGAGGAGGCGCUGAAUGCAACGCUGCACCUGGCCAUGCGGGGGCUGCUGUCGAAACGUGAAGCAGGCCCAGAGCCCUUGGAGGUGGUGCGGCACCUGGUCGCCCGCUGUGGGCCACAGGCGCUCAUGCGCCGCUAUCGGCUGCCGGCCUUCGACGGCCCUGAAGGCUUAGUGCAGGCUUGGGCCAAGGCGUUCAAUGUGAAGACCAAGAAGGGAAAAGUUCCAGGUGUAGAGGCAGCGGCUCAGCUCUUCUUGCAGCAGUUGGCCACCAGCCCCUGCUGUAGUUGUUUGCCUCCGGGUCAGUUGGAGGGCGGUGGCCUCUGGGAAGGACAUGAGCGGAAGGAUUUGGAACCUGUGAUGAAGGCACAGCUGGAUCUGCUGCGCGGGCGUGAGGCUUCGGGAGCUCGAGGCCUCACGUGGCCCUCCCAUGGCCUGGGGCCAAGCAUCGCGCUGCAGGAGCUCAUGGACCAUGUGGAGGAUGAAUCCGACGAUGGAAUGGAUGAUGGUUUCGAAGAGGGUGAAGAGGAAGAAUGGAUGGAAGGGGAAGGCGAAGAAGAAGAGGAUUUGGAGGAUGACGCCAUGGAAGAUUAA
Durusdinium trenchii is the source of this 1386-nucleotide messenger RNA. Lineage: Eukaryota; Dinophyceae; Suessiales; Symbiodiniaceae. The record is from the annotation of a GenBank genome assembly.